UGCGCCUUGCUUACUAGUUUUCUGUGUGAAUUUCUCCUUUGUGCAAUUGCUCGAAAAUUUUGUGAAUUUUUAAUAUUUUAUUUUACUAAAAUAAUUGUAAAAUGCUUCUCCAAAUACUUAAAAAAUAAUGAGUGCUUAAAUGCUUAAUAUUGUGAAAAAAUACUAAGCUUAUUGUAACAAAUAAGCAAUACGUGAAAAAUCAAUGAAAAUUGUAUUACUUUUCAACUGUGAAAAAAAAGAAAAGAAAAAAUGUAAAAAGAUUUUUUGCUAAUGCAAUAAUAAAAAAAAACUUAAUAAAUUUACUUUUUAAUGCGCAGAUAAAAAGUUAAAGUAAAUGCCAGUUUAGUGUAAAAAAUGAAAACGAAGCAAUAGCAAAAAUAAUAAAAUUACAAUUAUUUUACCUCAAAGUGAUUUUUUAAUUGUAUUUUGCAUACUUGGCACAAUCAAUAAACUGCAAGUUGACCGUCAACGUUUUACAGGCAGUAGAAAGAAGAAAAAAAAGCUAUAGACGUCGGCAGAGACGUUACUGCUAUUAAGAAGAAGAAAACAAUAACAAAAAAACCUAACUGCACACUUUCCGUGACAGCGGAGAAGUGAACGUCUUAAUAAUAUAUUUUCUUUAUUUUUUGGCAAAAGUAGAAUUUUUUUUUAUCCUUUUGGAAACUUUUAAAAUACUUGUUACCUUGAACGAGUUGUUUACUAUAAUAAAUAUACUUAAAGAACGUUGAAAAAAACAGCUGUCAUUACGACUGAGGUAAAACUUACGGAAUACCUGUUAUAGUUUUCCAAUUUAGUUUAUUCUUUAGUUGUGAGCAAAAUGAAGAAAAUCUUUUCCAAGUUUGAUAAAAAUGAAAAACUCGAAUCACAUCAUCAUAAUGUUUCUUCGUCAAAGGAAACCAACAGCAGUUUUGUUGGUAAAGUAUUUACCGUUGGACGUGUCACGGUCACCAUAGAGGAUGUAUUGGCUGAAGGUGGAUUUGCAAUGGUUUUUCUGGCAAAAGCCAAUACAGGCAAUGCCAAAUACGCUCUCAAGCGUAUGUAUGUUAACAAUGAACAUGAUCUGAAUGUGGCUAAAAGAGAAAUACAAAUAGCGAGUAAUUUAAGUGGUCAUAAAAAUAUUAUUGGUUAUGUCGAUUCAAGUAUAACACCAACUGGUAAUGGUGUUUGUGAGGUUUUACUACUAAUGCCAUACUGUAAACAUCAUAUGCUGGCCAUGAUGAAUGCACGUCUACAAGUUGGUUUUACUGAACAAGAAGUCAUGACAAUAUUCUGUGAUAUUGCUGAAGCAGUUUCUCGGCUGCACUACUGUCAAACACCCAUUAUACAUCGUGAUUUAAAAGUGGAAAACAUUUUACAAAACGAUGCUGGCAAUUUUGUAUUAUGUGAUUUUGGUUCGGCUACAGCUAAAAUACUGAAUCCUCAACAGCAUGGCGUUACAGUGGUCGAGGAAGAAAUCCAAAAAUAUACCACACUCUCCUAUAGAGCACCCGAAAUGGUGGAUCUUUAUGGGGGUAAAAGUAUUACCACAAAAGCGGAUAUUUGGGCUUUAGGUUGUUUACUUUACAAAUUGUGUUUUUUCAAUUUACCCUUCGGCGAAAGUACUCUGGCAAUACAAAAUGGUACCUUUUCCAUACCUGACAAUUCUAAAUAUUCCAAAGGAAUGCAUCAACUUAUUAAAUUCAUGCUAGAACCCGAUGCAGAUAAGCGUCCAAAUAUAUGGCAAGUGUGUGAAGUGGCAUUUCGUUUAGCUGGCAAAGAAAAUCCUGUACAAAAUUUGCAUAAAUCGCCUCCAGUGAAUUUUGAUCAAUUAGCUGUACCUCCAUUUGAGUCAGAAGCCAAGCGUAUAUUAUCGGCAGCAGCAGCUGCUGCCAAAGCCGCCAAACCUCAGACAGUAGGCAUUGUUGAGUCUGGUACUAGUGUAGCCCCGCGUCAAAGACCAAAGGGUUCAUCAGCCGCAAUUCCUCAAAAAUCCUUGGGUUUAGGUUUACCUCCUAGUCCUUCACCCCGUAACAAUAUUACAUCGCCACAGCCACAACAACCCGUAGUCGAACAAUUCCAAGCUAUUUUUCCCGCUAUAACGCCCACAAUACCACCACCACCAGCACCCGCUCAAACCUCAACAAAUACAGUUCAGCCACAAACUCAAACCGAAGCAAGCACAGAGGUUCCCAGCACUACUGCUGCUGUUGCUGCAUUGAAACAAACAAAGAACACUGCUGCUCCGGAAAUCUUAAAUAGUCUAUUUGAGUCAUCUGUUUAUCCAGAUCCUUUUAGUGAAACUUCUCCCACACCCCAAUUGCAAACUGUCGAAACGGCUGGCACAACUGAAGAAGUGCUUAAAAGCACUACAACUGACAUAACUUCUUUAGAUUCUACGACCGCAACAACUGUAACCGCUACUACAACUAUUGCUGCGGUCGGCGUUGGUAGUAAUGGUAGUGGUGGAGACAAUGCAAUUGCUCAGUUGCUUUCGCCACCAAAAUCCACACACACUAGCAAUGCUUCCGGCCAUCGUCGUAAUGUUAGUGACACAUCUGCUUUCAACAAAACCUUUGCCAAUGAGACCUCACAAUUUCUAGCACCUUAUGAUCAAUCUGUUAAAAGCCGCAGUGGUAAUUCAUCUACUGGCAGUGGGGGUGGUGGUGAUACUGGUCUAACAAGCAAUAAUUAUGGUGGCUCUAAUCCCGGUUUAUUUGCACCACCUGCCACACAAUCUUCGGUGUCUAAUGCUGAACUGACAACAACACAAACAUCACAAAUGAGUCGUGCCGGUAUGGGUAUUGGUGUAGGUGAUACUAUAGCAGCACGUGUUGAUACUUGGAAUCCAUUUGAAGAGCAGCCUUUCGGUCAAAUGACUGAGGAUCAUAUAUUUGAGGCAGAAUUUGAUAAAAUACGUCAAAGAGGCAGUCAAGGAAGCAUAACUGCAAAAUCAGCAUCAACUACUUCGACACUAACGCCAACUGAAACAAAUUAUAUGGCUGCUACACCGGGUUCAGUCAAUUCCAAUACUUCACAAACGGCUUCAACAUCACUACCGCCACCUAACUCAGUAGCAGCAGCAGCUGUUAAUGCCGCCGCAAUAGCUCCAACAAUACCUGAGGAUCCCUUCGGUUCCGCACCAUUUAGUUUGCCCCCCGGCUUAAGGGAAAAAGCUGCAUCUUUACGCAAAACUGGAGCUAAAUACUUUAUGGGUAACAACAACAGCAGCAUUACAACAACUACAACAGCUACAAUAAAUCCCAAUAGUUUGAUAGGUGCUGCCUAUUGUGGUGGUGGUGGUACUACCUCAUCAACUUCCUCAAAAUGGCUUUUGUCACCCACACUAGAAGUAUCAAGCGAAGAAAAGACUUCGCUUAUAAAUAAUCUAAAAACCGAUUCCGAAGGUGGUUGUGUUGGCGAUGGCGGCAGUGGUUUACUACAAGAUCAAGAUGAUGCUUUAGUUAGUUUAAGUGGUGCCUCGGUGGCAUUAGCUUCGGGAGGAUUUGUUAAACUUCCACUGGAAGAUCGUAAUAAAUAUGAAAAAUUACGUAGUAAUGAUCAGCCGACAUCAGAUGAUUCAGAUUCAGAAUUUUUUCAAGAGGAUUACAGUGCGGGUAUAACUACCUCCAAAAAGGCCAUCUUUAAACAGAUUGUUACCAAUAAUAUACCAGAUACUAUACACAAAAUACAACAGGCAGCCUAUCACAAAGUGGACAAGACACAAAUCAAAGUACCGAUUGUUAAGAAACUAAGAGAAAAAACCACUACCAAAAGACCCUCUUCGGCGGCCCACCAAGUGGCGCAGCAAGUAAAUGCUGCAUUAGAAAAACACGAGAGGCAACAACAACAGGCUGCUGAAAUAGCAGCGGCUGUUGCUGCCGCCGAUGAAGCUAAUAAAGACAAUGAAGAUGCUGAUUCCAUAGGUUCGGCCUCUGAUCUACGAGCUGAAGAUGAUGAUUACUUUGAUGAGAAUCAAAUGAACAGUGUAUUAAGAAGCAAUGCAAAAUUAAAACGUCCCGAUAUGGACGGCAUAAGUGAGAGUGUAAAAACUUGCAACUCUUCGGCUUAUCAUGCAGAGUGUGAAUCGGUGACAACACACGAAGAUGACAUUAGUCGUGUGGUCGUUAAAGUGCGUAUGCGCAAAAAAGAUCGCAUUGCUGCUUUACAGGCGGCCUAUAAUGAGGGAAAUGCUGUUACAGCUUCAAACGUUGCUGGUAAACUAGCAUGUGAAGAAAAUGAGCUAAGUCCCACUUCUAGUGAAUUCAUAAAUAAAUUGGGUGAUAAACCUUUAUUACUUGAUGAUGAAUUGGCUUACAAUUCGGGGGAUUCUACUGAUUCUAAUAAUAAAACUUCUAGUUCUGAUGAGCCCAUACCACACAAUCCUCUGGAUGCAGACGAUAAUACUAAGAAACCCAUUAAAACUGAACCCGAGGAAGAAUUGGAUGUGUUUGCUAUGGCUCCAUUUAAAAUGCCUGAGGGACUGCCACUUAAAACUUCAUCUCGUAAGAAAUCUUUAGAGGCAGAUAGAGUUAAACCUACCAUAAAUCCAACUGCUGAAAUAUGGACAUCUACACCAGUUAAAAAUAUAAAAACAACAUUCUCAGACUUCCAUAUGACCACACCCACAGUCCCAGCAGUCGGAGCAGCUACACUAACGUCUUCACAGACUAUAGAAAAUUUACCACCACUUCAUACAGUAUUGGAUGAGUUCAAUGAACCCGUAUUUAAUCCAUUUGUUAAUCCUAUAAAACCUAAGCCGCAACAGCAAAAACAACAGCUACACCACCAGCAGCAAUUACAAACUAAUGAUAAAGUAACAAACAGCCAACACAUACAAAGUUCGUCUAAUUAUGGCAUGGUAACAGUUAUCUCCUCAAAUGUAUCAGAGAACUCUGCUCCCAAAAAUGCAACGGCAGUGUCCGCAACUACAACAGCAGCAACAGAACAGCGUGAUUUAUUUGAUUCUGAGCCGUUUCCUCAGGUAAUUAGUAAAUGUAUUAAUAAUAUUAAACCAGAUAUUGUCAGUUGUCAGAAAGGCUAUAAAAACCAUAAUAUUGUACAAGUUAAAACUACCGCUUCCACUUCAACGACCUAUACAACACCAACAAUACUACAUGAAUCUAGGCCCCAACUUGUUACUGUUAAUCACUCUAUUAUAAUUAAUAAAACACCCGAACCGACAUUUUCCACACCACCACAACAACAGAUUCCUAUAAAUAAGUUUGCUUCACACCAAAAAACAAAUGUGAAUGUUAAUGUUACUCCUUUGGCUACUUAUGUUAAUGUGCCGUCAUUACCAACAUCCUGUGCCUUGAGCGGUUCAGCUACUAAAAUACCUAAAACACAAAAUGUAAAUGUGAUUAUUCCUCCACCCAAUGCUUCUGCAAGGACUAAACAAAUUGUUGACUUAAACACUCCGAGCAAUUCCCAGGUUAUGCAAAUUUCUUUGAAUGCCCCCGGAAAAACAACUACCAACUUACCCGCAGCUAAUGUUACUGGUCAGGCACUACCUCCCCAUUUGUGUGCUUCCCCUGGUAGUGAACAGUCAAUGUUUCCUAUAGCUGAUAAUGCCUUUGUUCAAAUCUCUCAAGAACGUUGCUCGGACUUUACGCCAGACGAUGAAGAGGAGCCAGUUGUUUUGCAUGCUAAACAUAAUGCCGACAUGGAUUCAGCAAAGACAUCAGUCUCCUCCACCAGUCUUUCAAUAGCAAACACACCGGCAGUAGCAGCCCCAGCCACAAAACACAAAGAAAAAAAGAGCCAUCUAGGCGUUAGGACUCUGCCAGCGAAAUUGUCACAAAAAGUUAAAGGAAAUUCCUAUAAGAAAGUCUCCAGUGAUAAUCAUCACCAGCAAUUGUCUUCUACCAAUACCGGCCUUACAACAUCAGCUUUGGGUUCAUCAUCAUCUUCGCUAAGUAUGUGUCCACCCAAACAGAAACACCAACGUUCUAAAUACAAAUCUCACACUGAUGAAUUUGAUGACGAAGAAGAUUACGAAAACAUGUUAUCGUCAUCGAACACUGCAACAAACAAUUCUAAUACGACACAAACACAAAAACAUUCGAAAUCCUUUUCGGGUAAAUCAUUUGGCAAUUCUUCCUUUCAAUCGAAUUCUAUAAAAAAUUCCGUUAAAACAGGCUUUAGUAAUAUGUCCUUUGAAGAUUUUCCUUCGGAUCAGGAAAUGGAUGGAGGUGGACGUAUGUCUCAGGCUCCUCAAGCCUUACCCUUUGAAGUUGUUCGCAAUGAGAAGGCUCUUUUAGAAGCCGAAAAGAAAUUUGGCUCUUUGAAAAGACGCAAUAAUCUAUUCUCCUAGAAGAGAAUUAAACCAGUGACAAAACAGUCAUUGAAACAGGAAUUCAAACAAAUCCUUCAGAAAGUAUUAAAAUCAUCAUCGUCUUCGACGACGACGACGACGUCCCAUAAUAAAAAGAAAUAAUUUGUUGAAAAUUAUCCUAACUAAAAUCAGUCAAUUAUAUACAUAUAAAGGUGCUAAAAGCAUUAUUAGUCGAAACUAAUUCUAAAUUCUGAUAUGAACUCACUUCCUGAUAAUGUAAAGGCAAAUAUUUUGUCGAAUCAAAUUUUUAAAUUAAUUUGAAAAAGUUCAUUCGAUACUCUGCUACUUAAACAUAUUUUUUAAUAUUAAAUUUAAAAUUUUGUUGACCGAAACUUAGUUUCUAAGAAAUUUUAGGGAUUUUACUAAAAGUCAAAUUUUUUGUGAAAUUAUGAUUUUUUAUAUAAAGAUUACAGAUGCCAACAAGAUUAAAAAAAAACUAAACCCAGAGAUCAAUUUAUACUUAAGUAUUACAUAUACUAAAGGAUUGAUCAGCGCUGAAUACGAAUCAAGCCUCAGAAUUUAUCCAUCACAUUGAGAUAGACGUCGAGAUAUUAAGAAGCUAAACCCGCGCGUAAGAUCCUUUAUUUCUAUCCUUCUUUCUUCGAGAUAUCUAAAGAUUCGUAUUCAGCGCUGCUCAAUUCUUUAGAAAAAUGUUCAUUAACUCUUUUACGUAUAUGGGUCACCGGUGUCCCAAGAUUUUUUUUAAUUUUUCUCGAUUUUGAGUACACAGCUACAGAAAAUGAUUAUUUCCAAAGUAAAAUAAGUUAUUUCUUAGAAUUUAAUGGUACUUCAUGCUAAAAAGGAUAAUAUCCUGCGAUAUCCUUCAAAAGAAACUCUUCCCUUUUUCAUCAAAAAUGAUCAAUAUACAUCAAAAUACAGUGUGUGGUGAAGUCAUAUCCAUAUCCAGCGGUUUUUUUAUGGAUAUGUGUGCGUGAAAGGGUUAAGUUUAUAAUUUUUAUAAAAUAUUUUGAAAUUACAAAGCGGCCAUAUCCAUUCCACAUAGAGCAAAAUACACUUACUCCCGAUCGUUAAAAAAUAUAUCUAAAAGUUUUCGAUAUUUACUAUAAAUUAAUAAUUUUUUUUUAAUACAAAACUGGAUAUUUUCGAUAUAAACAAGUGUCAUUGUUUGACCACUACAAUUAUAAGGAGAAAAGUCAAGGAUAGUAGGGACAGCGGUUUACUCUUUACUAUUAAAAUUCAUGAAAAUUUGUUUGUAAAUAGUUUUAGAAAAUCGAUUUGCGCGCGGAAGAUGUUUGCACCAAAAUUAACUUAGAAAUAGAGUUUCGUUAUCAGGACACUACUGGUUACUGCUGAAAGUCGAUUUGCACCCACAACAUUUGAAAAAUCUAUUCACCCCUAUUCUGCAUUUCGAUUACGUUUACGUAUUCAGUUAGACCUGGUUCACACUUGGAAACUUUUGAUUUCGUGUGUGAAAGAAAAAGAUGGUUGACAUUUCUUUCUCUCACACACAAAAUUCAAAAGUUUCCCAGUGUGAACCAGAUCUUACCCAAUGAUCGAAAAAAGAUAUUUCUUUAAACAAAAAACUGAAUCGUAACAAAAAGAAAAAGCAAUUCUAUUUCGUUUCAAUGCUUUACGAUUGUGUGUAUUCUGCAUUUCGAUCGUAAUUACGUUUUUGUAAGUGGCGAUCUACACUAGGAAACUUUUUUUGGAAAACUUUUGUUUUUGCGUAAGAGAAAAAGGGAAAGAAUAUCAUUCAUCUCUCUCGCGAAACGGAGUUUCUCGUACUCGGAAACAUGUUUUGUUACAGCCGGUCCGCACUAGGAAACUUUUUUUGGAAAACUUUUAAUUUUGCUUGAGAGAGGCAAAACGGAGUUUCCCGUUCUCGGAAACUUGUUUUCUUAUCCUUCUCAUUCGAACAACAACAAAUCAAUACAAUUUACACGUAGUUUCUGAAACAAAAGUUUCUAUGUGUGGACAUUAAGGAAACUUCAAAAGAGAAUUAAGA
Lucilia cuprina (Australian sheep blowfly) is the source of this 8279-nucleotide messenger RNA. RefSeq names its product AP2-associated protein kinase 1. The record is from RefSeq and is a predicted model, not a curated record. Lineage: Eukaryota; Metazoa; Arthropoda; Insecta; Diptera; Calliphoridae. The coding region runs from base 818 to 6292 and encodes 1824 amino acids. Gene Ontology annotation, biological process: positive regulation of Notch signaling pathway; protein phosphorylation; regulation of clathrin-dependent endocytosis. Gene Ontology annotation, cellular component: cytoplasm. Gene Ontology annotation, molecular function: protein serine/threonine kinase activity; AP-2 adaptor complex binding; ATP binding. The transcript is spliced from 8 exons.